UUAGGGACGUCCCAAGGAUCCCUGAUAGCACUAACGCUGGAAAGUAUCUCGUUCAUAAACGAAAGUGUAAACUAGUCCGAGUUAAUCAAACAGACGAAGUCCCCACUCCAACAACCAUGGCCUGAGUGCUGCCCCCAUCCCCGUUCGCCCCUGCUUGGACUCGGAGUGGCCCCCACCUUGAUGGAGGCCUCCUUGUGCACCUGGUUUUCAUUUGGUGCUUGUACUUGGAAAGGAUUGUGGUCCAGCAGAAUAUAAAACUAGUGAUGGUCAGUGCUGCCCAAUGUGUAAUAAAGGCUUGGUGGUCCGCAGAGAUUGUACAUUGGAGUCCAGCACAUCUUGCAUACCCUGUAUCAGAGGGACCUUCAUGAACGAGGCCAAUGGUCUAACCAAGUGCUUUCCCUGCACUCCCUGUGACCCAGGACAGGGCCUGUUCACUCAGACAGAGUGCAAACCAACAAGUAACACAGUCUGCGACGUUCUAGAUGGAUACUACUGUAGAAGCUACUCAUCCAACUCUGAGUGUAACUUUGUAGUAGAACAUACACACUGUUCACCGGGCCAGAGUACUAAAUCACCUGGAACAAAGACAACAGAUACCAUGUGUGAGGAGUGUCAGCAUGGAUUUUACUCACAACAUGGUGUGAACUGCACUGCUUGGACUGAUUGUGCAGCAAUGAGACGCGUGAAGACUGAAGAUGGAAAUUCUAGUCAAGAUGUUAUUUGGAACAAAGUGCCACCAAGGAGUCAUGUCACUCUAAUAGCUCCAUCUAGAAAAAAGAAACGCACAUCUAUAAAGGCGAGGUGCUGGCUAGCGGAGUAGAAAACUAGAAAAUAAGGGAAAGCCGCACAAUCUAAGAGCUCAGAUGCAAAAAUUUAAUAACCAACGUUUCGACAGCAAAGCUGUCUUCAUCAGGGUAUCAUCACAAA
Molecule: messenger RNA, 927 nt
Organism: Salmo salar (Atlantic salmon)
Lineage: Eukaryota; Metazoa; Chordata; Actinopteri; Salmoniformes; Salmonidae
Source: RefSeq, a predicted model, not a curated record